Cicer arietinum (chickpea) is the source of this 3114-nucleotide messenger RNA. Its product is annotated as probably inactive leucine-rich repeat receptor-like protein kinase At5g06940. Gene Ontology annotation, biological process: protein phosphorylation. NCBI's taxonomy places the organism in Eukaryota, Viridiplantae, Streptophyta, Magnoliopsida, Fabales, Fabaceae. Gene Ontology annotation, molecular function: ATP binding; protein kinase activity; receptor serine/threonine kinase binding. The record is from RefSeq and is a predicted model, not a curated record.
GCAAAAGGUAAAAACAUAACGCAAUACAAUGCAUUUAUAAAAACCAGAGACUUUUAAGAGUCUAUGAAACAAAAUUCUUUAUGGCUAUGAUGACCUAUUGCAUGUAAAUCUAACCCUUUUUCCCUUUCCAGCACAUCAAAAUCUAUUGAGAACAAACACCUUAAUCACCACACUUUUUAACACUGAUAUAUACAACAAAGAGUUGAGUAUACUUUUCAAACAACACCAAUGACUACAUUCUGUAUAUACCUAUUCCUUCUUUCUUUAACCUUUCCAAUCUUCAACCUCACUUCAUCUUCAUCAGAAAGUGAUUCCCUUCUUUUAUUCAAAUCCUCCAUUGAAGACUCCAAAAAUGCUUUGUCUAGUUGGUCAAACACUUCAUCAAACCACUUGUGUAACUGGACAGGAAUAGUUUGUUCAACUUCACUCUCAGUAACUUCUGUUAAUCUUCAAAGCUUAAACCUUUCUGGUGAUAUCUCAUCUUAUAUAUGUGAUCUUCCUAAUCUCUCUUAUCUCAACCUUGCUAAUAACAUCUUCAACCAACCUAUUCCGCUUCAUCUCUCUCAAUGUAGUUCAUUACAAAGUUUGAAUCUUAGUAAUAAUCUUAUAUGGGGUACUAUCCCUUCUCAGAUUUCUCAGUUUGGUUCUUUAUCAGUGCUUGAUUUGAGUGGAAACCAUAUAGAAGGAAAUAUACCUGAUACUUUAGGCUCAUUGAAGAAUCUUCAAGUUCUUAACUUUGGAAACAACUUGCUCUCAGGUGAUGUACCAAGUGUUUUUGGAAAUUUAACUAAGCUUGAAGUUCUUGAUUUGUCUCUGAAUCCUUACUUGGUGAGUGAGAUUCCUAAGGAUAUUGGUGAGCUUGGAAAUCUAAAGCAACUUUUUUUGCAACGUUCUUCUUUUCAAGGUGAAAUUCCAGAGUCUAUGAAAGGUUUGCAUAGCUUGACUCAUUUAGAUUUUUCUGAGAAUAAUCUUACAGGUGUUGUUCCUCAGUCUCUUGUGAUUUCUUUUGAGAACUUGGUUUCUUUUGAUGUUUCACAAAACAAGCUUUUUGGGCCAUUUCCAAAUCGUAUAUGUAAAGGUAAAGGGCUUAUUUUUUUAAGUCUUCAUACAAAUAACUUCACUGGUGUUAUACCAAACUCAACUGGUGAAUGUAAGUUUCUUGAGAGAUUCCAAGUUCAGAACAAUGGUUUCUCUGGUGAUUUCCCUGUUGUGUUAUGGUCACUUCCUAAUAUUAAACUCAUUAGAGGUGAAAACAAUAGAUUCACAGGACAAAUACCUGAGUCAAUAUCAGAAGCUUCUUUUUUGGAGCAAGUUCAGCUUGAUAACAACCAUUUUGAUGGUGAAAUUCCUCAAGGUCUUGGCUUUGUUAAAAGCUUAUACAGAUUUUCUGCUUCUAUUAAUCAAUUCUAUGGUGAAAUUCCUCCUAAUUUUUGUGACUCACCGGUUAUGAGUAUAGUGAAUCUCUCUCACAAUUCUCUUUCUGGUAAAAUUCCAGAACUGAAAAAAUGCAGGAAACUAGUUUCACUGUCUUUAGCAGACAACAGUUUAACAGGAGAAAUUCCUAGUUCUCUUGCUGAGUUACCUGUUCUUACUUACCUCGAUCUUUCAGAUAACAAUCUCACUGGUUCAAUCCCACAAGGCCUUCAAAACUUGAAGCUUGCACUUUUCAAUGUUUCUUUCAAUCAGUUAUCAGGUAAAGUACCAUACUCAUUGAUUUCUGGUCUUCCUGCUUCAUUUUUGGAAGGAAAUCUUGGUCUUUGUGGCCCCGGAUUGCCGAAUUCAUGUUCCGAUGAUGAUAACCCGAGAAACCGGGCUGCUACUGGUCUUACAACCUUAACAUGUGCCUUGAUCUCUUUGGCUUUUGUUGCUGGAACUUCACUUGUUGCUGGUGGAUUUAUACUGUAUAGAAGAUCUUGUAAACGGAAUAGUGAAGUUGCAGUGUGGCGUUCGGUGUUUUUCUAUCCUCUAAGAAUUACUGAGCAUGAUCUUGUUGUAGGAAUGAAUGAGAAAAGUUCAAUAGGAAAUGGAGUUUUUGGUAAUGUUUAUGUUGUGAGUUUACCUAGUGGUGAUUUAGUAUCUGUGAAGAAACUAGUUAAAUUUGGAAAUCAGUCUUCAAAGAGUUUGAAGGUUGAGGUCAAAACUUUGGCUAAAAUUAGGCAUAAGAAUGUUGUUAAGAUUCUUGGGUUCUGUCAUUCUAAUGAGUCAGUUUUUCUUAUUUAUGAAUUCUUGCAUGGAGGAAGUUUAGGGGAUUUGAUUUGUAGUCAAAAUUUUCAGUUGUAUUGGGGAAUUAGAUUGAAGAUUGCUAUUGGUGUUGCUCAAGGACUUGCAUAUCUUCAUAAGGAUUAUGUACCACACUUGGUUCAUAGGAAUGUCAAGUCAAAGAACAUUCUUCUGGAUGUAAACUUUGAGCCAAAAUUGACACAUUUUGCUCUUGAUAGGAUUGUUGGAGAAGCUGCAUUUCAAUCAACUUUGGAUUCUGAUGAAGCAGCAUCUUCAUGUUACAUUGCUCCAGAAUAUGGUUACAACAAAAAACCAACUGAACAAUUGGACGUGUACAGCUUUGGAGUAGUAUUGCUAGAGCUAGUUUGUGGACGACAAGCAGAGCAAACAGAUUCAAGUGACUCCUCUCUUGACAUAGUGAAAUGGGUCAGAAGAAAAGUGAACAUCACUAAUGGAGUGCACCAAGUUCUUGACACUAGAAUAUCACAUACUUGUCACCAACAAAUGAUUGGUGCUUUAGAUAUUGCUCUACGUUGCACUUCUGUUGUGCCUGAGAAAAGACCAUCAAUGGUUGAAGUUGUUAGAAGUCUUCAGUCUCUUGAGUCAAUGACUUGUGUUGCAAAUUUGCAGGGUCCAAAUGAUGAACCAUCCAUUCAAGUUUGAAACUUGAACUUCCAACAAGUUCCUAGUUAAAGGCUUUUAUUUUGUUGGUCACUUUGUAUGUAAAUUAAUUUUCAGCUUUAUAUUUCACAUCUUUUUUUAUUUGAUGAUUUGAGAUAUAUAGAAUGGUUUGGCAAAUCACAUUGUGAAUGAGACUUUUCUUUAUUAAUUGGAUGGAUUGAGUUGAGUUUAUGGGCCAGUCAAAAUAUAUCUGGGUUAAUAUUGCAACAAUAA